AUUACGCGCAAUUGGAAUCUCUCUCUCUCUCUCCUGGAAAGCCAUCUCUAUUUCGAUUUUCUGAAGCGGUGUUUUUCGCGGGUCUCUGCAACUGCCUUCCGAGGUAUGUCAAUGGCGAUCCAGCGCUUCUAUUGUGCAGCAUUCACUCUCGGGGCGGGAUUCUGCUUCCUCGCGAUUUGGCCGCCAUGGUCGAUAUCCUCUGAGUUCUUCUGCAAAUUAUUUGACUGAAGCCCCACUGCCCAUUGCCCCGAUCUCACCUUUCUUAAUCGGGGUUAGCUUUUACGCGUUCUAAGUGGGCACCAAUGAAUGCCCCAAUGAUGGAAAUAAUUUGGUUUAGGACAUACCGAUCGCUUGUUUGGCCAAGUCUCUGGAUCAUGAACUUUUGAUUUAGCUGCAAAGUAUUUGCUUAAGAACAUAGCUUCGAUUCUUUAUGUUGUUGGAUCGUUCCAUAAUCAUCUCAGUACUUAAGCAAUUGCCGCACCAUAACAAGAGCAAUCAACUGUCUCCAUGUAAAGAAAUGCAUGACGGUGUCCACUCUGCGCAACCGGUAAGAAUCUAUCUGCAUCCAAUGUUUGCCGCAGCAUGUGUUACCAGAGUUUGCAAACUGUUGAUACAUCUGUUUCUGUGCACAUUUUUUCUAAACCUCGUUCCCAUAAAUGAUUCAUGGGAGAAAUGUGCACCUGAAGCUGGAACAAUUUUGCUUUUCUACGAAAAACUAAAAUCGCGUAAAGAGCAAGCCCAUAAUCGACUACCAGAUGAUGCUUGCAAUUACUUGAAAGACAAAUGACAUGACUUGCUUUGGAAUUCGAAGGUGGUGCUUUUCGGUACUUCUGCCUUACUGCUUUGCUAAACUAUGUGAGAAAUGCUGCUGUUUCAGGACCAUCAAGGCCUCUUGAUUUGUUUCUGUGAGAAGUAUCAGCAUGUUGCGGCCACAACUCAAGUGGAAAACAGAAAGUAUAUUUCUUAACUGCACGAGGCCAAUGGUAUCCAAGUUGAGAAGUUCAAUUGGUGAAGGUUGAAAAUGUCCAAGAAGGCUACAGCUGUCUAAAAAUUUUAUUAGCAUACAUGGUGAACCAUGACUGUCGCAUUUGAAACGCCACAGCAAUACUGAAGGUGACUGCUUCGUGUACUGGUGUGCUUGUAUAUGUGAAUAGAUUAUGGACCAUGGUGGUUCGAUUGAUCCAUUUUAUGGGUUUGCAAAAAGUUGGAAUAAUUGAUACAAGGAAGCAUGGCGUGUUGGCCAAAAAAUUCAUGGCUGGUUGGUGUGCAAAUUAUGGAAAUUUUAUGUGGAACAGCACAUAGGUUCUUGGUGACAGCUGGGAAAGGACGUCUGGUUCUGGCUAAAUAUGAGGUUAAAUUCUUUCAGGGAAAAAGCGUGGGUUUUGGCUAAACGCAACGAUAAAGAUUAUGCUAUCAGGAUUCUGGCAAGAUGUCUACUGACCCAAAUGUUCAGUUUCUUGGAAGGAUAGACUUGCUUGUAUCUGGUUCCGGAAUCGUUAGACGAGAGUCCACGAAUUUGGGUAGCUUAGAGCUUGCGUGGUCUUCUUGAGGUUAUGAUCAGGAAGGAGUAAGAACAUGGAAAUAACAGCAACAUGGGGCUGAUUAUCAGAUAUCAAUUGAACCUCACAGAGUUGGUUAAAUGUUGCUCCAAAUGUUUGCUUCAAAAAUCUUGGUUAUCUUUUCCUGGAAAAGUGUGUCAUCAGCAAAACAUGGAAGCAUAAAAUAGUGAACAUCUCUCAGUUAACUGUAUUACUCGUAGCAGUUGUGGUUAUUUUCUUCCAAUUUUAUCGGAUGUCUCCUAGGAGACAGUUGAUAAUGAACAUCUCUCAGUUAACUGUAUUACUCGUAGCAGUUGAGGCUACUUUCUUCCAAUUUUAUCGGAUGUCUCCUAGGAGACCGUUGAGGUUACUUUCUUGACAGCUUGAUGAUAAAACAGAGCUUGAUUAAAAGAAACUAGUGGUCACUUUGUCCAAAAUGUGUAUAAGUUUCAAUUUUAAUUUCUACAAAUCCAAUGUCUCAUUGAAACACACAGGAUGCUACAUGUUCGACAGGCAGAGCAAUUAUGCUUGGUUUCUUUGGUUUUACCUAACUUGCGGAAGCUAUCUUUCUGUAUGGGAUACGUCUUAUGGUUUCAGAUGGUUAUACUAUAGUCUGAUAUUUCUGUGCUAUGAAUAAUCAAGAAGCCUUUCAAAAUGAAACCGACUUGAUCAGUUUGGUGGUAGAUGAUGGUCGAAAAAAUCCUAUAUGUUUUGAUAGCAUUAUUGUAAGCGGUGAACGAUGAAGGGCGGAUGAAAGUUGAUGAUUCUUAAAGUUGAUUAAUGCGUUAUGACUGGAUUAGUUCAUGUGAUGUUUUUUCCGAGUUGGAAUAAUUAAACAGAGAAGCAUGGUGAUUUCCGAAAACUCAUGGUUGGUUUGUAUGCAAAUUGAGGAUUUUUUUUUGUGGGAUAACAAAUUGGUUCUUGUUGAAAGCUGCAAAAGGAUGUCUGUUUUUGGCUAAAUACGAGGAAAAUUCUUUCUGGGGAAGACACGGGUUUUGGGUAAACUUGAUGAUAAAGUUUUCUGCUAGCAGGAACUAUGGUAAGAUGUGUACUCAUUCAAAUGUAAAGCUUCUUGGAAGAUUGCUUUGUAUCUAGUUCCGGACUCGUUAAUUGGGAGUCCAUUCAGCUACCUUAGAGCUUGCGUGGUCUUCUUUGAGGUUAUGGACGAUUAGGGAGGAAUAAAAACGUGGAAAUGAAAGCAACAUGGGGCGGAUUAUCAGAUGCCCAACUGAACGUUGCAGAAUUGGUUAAAUGUUGCACGAGAUGUUUGAUUUACAAAUCUUGAUUCUCUUUCUAAGAAAGUGUGUUCAUCAGCAAAAAUGGGAAAUAGAAAGAAUAACAUCUCUCCCGGUGUGUCGCCUAGGCGCUACUCCACCUUCAUCGCCUAAAUUCACCAUUCAGGUGAUGCGCCUAGACUCACGCCUAAUCGUGUCUCGGCAAAAAUAGUUGUGCCUGCACCUACUCUACAGAUGUCAAAGAGACAAUGACUCAGCGACGUUCUUAAAGACUCUUCAGAAAAGUUAAAUAUGCUAGACUGGUGUGGUGUUAAUGUUUAAGUUAUGGAAGCGAAAGAAAGAGUCCUUCACCUCUUCCUUCAACGUGGAAACGACUAUUUGAGCAAGCAAAGACCCAUAUGUCAUUCAUAUUCAACUUCAGCCUUUGUUACAGUUUGUUGUUACAGAUCAUAUAACAUCGACUGCCAUAGAUUGUUGUUAUAUAUCACUAUUAGUCACGUUAUAUAACUUAAUAUAUACAAUCGUUGUUUUUCACACUUUUUAACAUAUAUAUUAAGUUUAUAUAAUAUUGACUGUAGGUGAUAAAAAAAAAACUUUUUCAAAGGAAACUAGUGGUCAAUUUGUCCAAAGCGCAUGUAACUAUGGUUGGUUUCUUUGGUUUUUCGUAACUUGUGAAGUCUAUUUUUUCUGUUUGGAUAUUUUCAGGAUGGAAAUAAUUUGGUUUAGGACAUACCGGUAAGUUUGAUGUAUUCAAGAAUUGCCUUAUUCUUUCUUCUCUUUAUGAGCUAGUGAAUGUUAAUUUAUAUUUUGCAUCAUUUUUUGGAUAUUUUACAACUAUUGUGGUCUCCCUAGUGUAUACACUUAUUGUUUGGAAUUACUGUAUAUCGCUCUGAUUUGUGAAAGAAAUUCAAAUUAACAAUAAUUUUAUUAAUUCAAAACAAUUUGAGUCAAAACAUGUUUGCAUGUGAUAAAGUUGUGGUUGCUGUAUAUCGUGUAAAUCAUGAUCAUGUGGGUUGUUGCAUACGUUGUUCAUUAGAAGUCAUUACUAUCGUUUUGCUUUUAUCUGAACCGAGGAUUUAAACUGGACACAAAUUUCAUAUGGCUUGUUUGGCCAAGUCUCUGGAUCAUGAACUUUUGAUUUAGCUGCAAAGUAUUUAAGAACAUAGCUUCGAUUAUUUAUAUUGUUGGAUCGUUCCAUACUCAUCUCAGUAUUUAAGCAAUUGCCGCACCAUAACAAGAGCAAUCAACUGUCUCCAUGUAAAGAAAUGCAUGACAGUGUCCACUCUGCGCGACCGGUAAGAAUCUAUCUGCAUCCAAUGUUUGCCGCAACAUGUGUUACUAGAGUUUGCAAACUGUUGAUACAUCUGUUUCUGUGCACAUUUUCUCUAAACCUCGUUCCCAUAAAUGAUUCAUGGGAGAAAUCUGCACCUGAAGCUGGAACAAUUUUGCUUUUCUACGAAAAACUAAAAUCGCGUAAAGAGCAAGCCCAUAAUCGACUACCAGAUGAUGCUUGCAAUUACUGGAAAGAUAAAUGACAUGACUUUCUUUGGAAUUCGAAGGUGGUGCUUUUCGGUACUUCUGCCUUACUGCUUUGCUAAACUAUGUGAAAAAUGCUGCUGUUUCAGGACAUCAAGGCCACUUGAUUUGUUUCUGUGAGAAGUAUCAGCAUGUUGCGGCCUCAAUUCAAGUGGAAAACGGAAAGUAUAUUUCUUAACUGCACGAGGCCAAUGGUAUCCAAGUUGAGAAGUUCAAUUGGUGAAGGUUGAAAUGUCCAAGAAGGCUACAGCCCAUGUACUGGCGUUGCACAUUGGGACUAGAUCAAGUCUGGGCGUCGACCUAGUGUCCAAGACAAUGUGCUGGUUCUAUGAGGCCAGGAUUGGUCGAUGGCUCCUCCAUCAACGCAGGGUUGGUUUUAUCGAAAAUGCUUGAGAACAGACUCGUGUUGGGAAUAGUUCUGAUGGGACAACACUUGAUACGUGACGAUCACAGGAUCAGUCAAGAGGACUACUUGGAGUACCUGUCAUUCAACAGCAAUGAUCCGAUAGUCGCUGCAAGGUACAAUACUGGCGAUUCCGGUCCCAUGGUGGACUCCAGCUGCAUGGAAACAACCUCCAGUUGUUACAGUUCGGUCUGCAGCGAAGUCGAUGAUGGUGCUCGUGGCGUGGAGCAGUUUCAGUUGUUCUCGGAGGUUGAUGAUGGCACAUAUUGCGUCGAGAGUUUUGGUGUUUUGGAAUUAAAAACCAACUGCAACAAGCGUCCCUACGUGUGUAGAGACAUAAUAGAAUCUCCAUCAAAGAAGCAUUGUGCUAGCAGUUCACCAAAGAAACCAAAGGCAAAGUCAUCCCCCUCCAAGGACCCGCAGAGCAUUGCAGCGAAGAACCGAAGAGAAAGAAUCAGUGAGAGACUGAAGAUAUUGCAGGAUCUAGUGCCAAACGGAUCAAAGGUUGAUUUGGUCACCAUGCUAGAGAAAGCAAUCAACUAUGUCAAAUUUCUCCAACUUCAAGUAAAGGUUUUAGCAACAGAUGAGUUCUGGCCAAGCCAAGGUGGGAAGGUACCUGAGGUAGGGGAAGUGAAGGAAGCUAUCGACGCUAUACUUUCUUCCCAUACGGCAGCAGCCAAAGCAAUGGAAUGUGACAAUUGAACCCAGUACAUCCUUCAAACCAUCAGGCAAACCAAUCAUUUGAGUCUUCUGAUUGUAUGUACUGGCACGGCAACAACUAGAUGCUGGUAGCCACCGUUUCCAUAUCAAUGCCCCACGUUGACAAAGGAACGUAGACAUAAAAUAUGGAAUGUAGGCAAAAAGCCAAAAACUAUUCUUGAUCUAAGGUACUCAAUAAGCGAAUCCAGUUGUCAGCAAAAAUUAUGUAUGAAUUUUGGUGUGCCUCUACACGAUGAAGACAAAUCGCCUCCUGUAUGUU
Nymphaea colorata (pocket water lily) is the source of this 5691-nucleotide messenger RNA. RefSeq names its product putative transcription factor bHLH086. The record is from RefSeq and is a predicted model, not a curated record. The transcript is spliced from 10 exons. Bases 4638 to 5414 code for a protein of 258 amino acids. Gene Ontology annotation, molecular function: RNA polymerase II cis-regulatory region sequence-specific DNA binding; DNA-binding transcription factor activity, RNA polymerase II-specific; protein dimerization activity. Gene Ontology annotation, cellular component: nucleus. Gene Ontology annotation, biological process: regulation of transcription by RNA polymerase II. NCBI's taxonomy places the organism in Eukaryota, Viridiplantae, Streptophyta, Magnoliopsida, Nymphaeales, Nymphaeaceae.